AUGGGAGGAUUAAACCUGACCGGAAACCCAAACCCAUCCCAAUCCAAGGUUAUUACCCACAGGGUUACCUCGGGUAGGAGUUGUUUUACAGCAAAAGGACAUUCAUUCUGCCUUCAAAAGAGUUCCAGAGGAAAUAUUACCAGAGGAUUCCAAAUGGCUUUGAAGGGCAACUGGACAGUUUUCUUGUGGUUUGCAGUGUUCUUGGUGACGUAUGCCAAACAUGUCAAGAAAGAUGAUAAAGAAGGAAAGCUGAAAGACGAAGUACUUCCAAAGGUUUUUGAAAACGUGGUAUACAAGGGGAGGACUUUCGAUUGCGAUGAUUUUCAUACUACGGAUAAUUUUGGUCAAUAUUGCGGGUGUGUGUUUCUAGCUUGUACCGGAAGUCAGGAUUGUACCACAACCCAAGGACGGCACUGGGCUAUUAAAAAUAACGACUAUGAUCAUUUAGCUAUGACAGGACACGAUUGUGGAUGUCACGAGCAUAAGUAAUCACCCGUGUAAAUGAACAUUACACCUGUAUUGUGCUAAGAGCUAACACGUAUCGGUAUCUUAAGCGACUCUCAGUUUCGCCAUGGAAUCUCUAAAUUAUGAGAAAUCUUGAAAUAAUUUCUUGAUAGUCUAAAAAACUUCAAAGAGUAAGAAUAAACGAAAAAGUAAUAAAGAUGGUUUAUGAUAGAAUGAUGAGCUUGCAAAAUUCAAGCAGUAAAUUAUGCAAUACCUACGAUUCUGAAUGAAGCAAGAAAAAUAUACCUUGGUAAAAUGUAACCUUGGUAUUUGACUUCUGAAUAAUAGACUUAA
Stylophora pistillata is the source of this 798-nucleotide messenger RNA. RefSeq lists its product as uncharacterized. The record is from RefSeq and is a predicted model, not a curated record. NCBI's taxonomy places the organism in Eukaryota, Metazoa, Cnidaria, Anthozoa, Scleractinia, Pocilloporidae.